Ylistrum balloti is the source of this 1195-nucleotide messenger RNA. RefSeq names its product C-signal-like. The record is from RefSeq and is a predicted model, not a curated record. Bases 84 to 869 code for a protein of 261 amino acids. Lineage: Eukaryota; Metazoa; Mollusca; Bivalvia; Pectinida; Pectinidae. The transcript is spliced from 4 exons.
GAACGAAACAAGUUACACAACAAACAGAUCCUCACUUGAUAUAAGGAUGCAGAAGUAAUCACUUUGCUGGUUGGUCUGACAGUAUGGCUCAAGUGGUAUCUCUCAUCCAGGGGGCAAGUCGAGGAAUAGGACUUCAAUUUUGCCAAACAAUACUGAAACGUCACCCGAACAGUGUCGUCAUAGCGACUUGUCGUCAGCCUGAUAAUUCACUGGGACUUCAAGAACUGAAAGCCAAGAACCCAGACAGAGUAAAUUUAUGUGUACUAGACGUCAAUGAAGAUACACAAAUUGAAAAUGUAGCAAAAUUUACGAAAGAAAAAUAUGGGAAGUUAGACUUACUGAUCAACAAUGCUGGAAUGCUUCAUACUAGUGGGCGAGGAGAAACAAGCUUACGGGAAAUUUCUAGAAAGGGUCUCAUGGAAACUUUUGAAACAAAUACUGCUGGGCCUUUGUUAAUGGCGAAACAUUUUGCCCCACUCCUCAAAUUAGGAUCCGGUUAUUUUGGAAUUAAGCCAGCUGAUUCAAAGAAGCAACACUGUUCAGUACUAGUCAAUAUGUCUGCCAAAGUUGGAUCCAUCACGGACAACCAUCUUGGAGGAUGGUAUAGUUAUCGUAUGUCCAAAGCAGCUCUGAACAUGUGCAGUAAAAACUUGAGUAUAGAGCUAGGUCGAGGCAGUAAACCUGUGAUAUGUGUUUCACUACAUCCUGGAACCGUGGAUACAGACCUCUCGCGACCCUAUCACAAAAAUGUGCCUAAGUUAUUUACCACUGAGUACAGUGUUGAUUGCCUAAUGGACAUUGUGGAAAGUCUUACAAUUUCAGACACUGGAAAGUUUCUGUUGUAUGAUAGAACUGUAUAUCCAUUUUAGGUAUCAUUCAACCUGUGUAAUCUACCAUCUUGUGAGACACAAUGUCAACAGGAGGGUUUUACGACAAUACAAGUGGGGCUAAAAUAAGAAAUGUUUCUACGGCUAGUGUAGACAAAGUGUAUUCCACUUCUGUUUGUCGUGGAGAUCACUCAGUCCACAUCACACAGAGGUGUUAAUUUUUCUCCCAAUAAUUGAUAUUUUUCUGAUGAAUUAAUAACAAAAUUAAAAAAAAAUCAAUGAAUCAUAUUUAACAACAAAAUGAUAAUAAAAUAUAAAACCACAAACAAUGGUUUUUUUUUUUUUUUUUUUACUUUUUAUUGAAAGAA